AUGAAACGCUUUUCUGGAAAAACUGUCAUCAUCACUGGCUCUUCCAGCGGUAUCGGCCGAGCCACUGCUAUCCUAUUCGCUAAACAAGGUGCCCAAGUGACCAUUACUGGUCGGGACGCUGAAAAACUCGAAGAUACAAAAAAGGUUAUUCUGAAGGUAACAUGUAAACCACACGAUUUGAAUAUCGUAGUGGCAAAUCUAACGGACCCAAGUGGCUUGGAUGAGAUAGUGAAAUCGACGUUGGACAAAUUUGGCAAAAUUGAUAUACUGGUGAACAAUGCCGGUGCCAAUAUUGCCGAUGGAACCACAAACACAGAUCAAUCUAUCGAGUUGUACCAUAGAACAUUCCAGAUAAACUUCCAGGCUGUGGUAGAGAUGAUUAAGAAAACGAAGAAUCAUCUGAUCAAGACAAAAGGAGAAAUUGUAAAUGUAUCAAGUGUAGCUGGAGACUCUCAAGCGCUCUCCGCAACUCCAUACUACUCUUCUGCCAAGGCUGCAUUGAACCAGUAUACCAGAUGCGUCGCCUUGGAUCUUAUUCAAUACGGGGUUCGUGUCAAUUCUGUCAGUCCUGGCGUAGUAUCGACUGGUUUUCUCGGAGCAAUGGGUCUACCGGAUGACGCAAAGGGAAAGGUUGAAUCCUUCAUGGCUUCUAACAAAAACUGUAUCCCCGCAGGAGUCUUUGGGAAACCUAAUGAUAUCGCCGAAGUGAUUUUGUUCUUGGCGGACCGUAAGCGCUCAUCUUAUAUUGUCGGACAAUCGAUAGUCGCCGAUGGAGGAACUAGCCUAGUGACCGGAAUGCAAGCCUAUGAUAUUCAAGAUAUGAUUUGA
This is a messenger RNA of Caenorhabditis remanei, 828 nucleotides long. RefSeq lists its product as uncharacterized. Bases 1 to 828 code for a protein of 275 amino acids. Gene Ontology annotation, molecular function: oxidoreductase activity. The transcript is spliced from 4 exons. Lineage: Eukaryota; Metazoa; Nematoda; Chromadorea; Rhabditida; Rhabditidae. The record is from RefSeq and is a predicted model, not a curated record.